Mytilus trossulus (common blue mussel) is the source of this 1648-nucleotide messenger RNA. Its product is annotated as phosphatidylserine decarboxylase proenzyme, mitochondrial-like. The transcript has 5 exons. Lineage: Eukaryota; Metazoa; Mollusca; Bivalvia; Mytilida; Mytilidae. Gene Ontology annotation, biological process: phosphatidylethanolamine biosynthetic process. Gene Ontology annotation, cellular component: mitochondrion. Gene Ontology annotation, molecular function: phosphatidylserine decarboxylase activity. The coding region runs from base 316 to 1569 and encodes 417 amino acids. The record is from RefSeq and is a predicted model, not a curated record.
UUCUGUAAAUUUCUUUGCAUGCCGGCUAGCAUGAUUAAUCCUAUAUAAUGAUUAAUAUCAGUUAUUCUAGUUAAACAUUCUUUGGAUUGUAUUCUGUCAGAAUUUCAGGAUUGCAUUCUAUUAGAAAUUCAGAAUUGUAUGCAUGUCAGAAACUCAGUAUAUAUAUAUAUAUACUGUAUAUACAUAUAGUAACAUGGCAGAAAAUUAAUCCUAGUGCCUGGUAUUUAUUGAUGUGAACAUCUGUGGCUAUUACUGAUCUGGAUUUUUAUAUACAAACAGACAUAUCUAUAAUUGUGAUAAUUAAAAUAAACAAUCAUGUCAACGACAAUAACAACAAAAUCUGAUGACUCACAAUCAGAGGACUUUAGUCAAAUAUAUGUGACACUCUAUAGUACAAUUCUACUGGUUUUGUUAAUUUCUGGACGACACGCCAUGUCUAAAAAACUAUUGAAGAAACUGUAUCAUUAUUCAAGGAAACGAUUGUGGUAUGCUUUAUCUAAACUGGACCCUCGUCAAAUAAAGUUUUAUGGACUAAGAUGGGGUAUCCCAUCCAAAGAAUUAAAGGAACUAAUGUUAUAUACUGAUUUUAUAAAACACAAGAAGAAAAGAGCCUAUAGACAUAAGAAAAAACUGAAUAAAACGGUGACCCUGUACAGAAAAAUGCCUUUAAAAGUGAUGUCUAGAGCAUGGGGAACAAUUAACAAUUUAGAAUUACCUGUUGUUUUGAGAAGACCCCUCAUUGGACUGUAUGUAUGGAUGUUUGACUGUAAAUUAAAUGAGGCUGCUGACCCAGAUCUAAGAAAUUAUAAAAAUUUAGGUGAAUUUUUCCGAAGAACAUUAAAACCAGGAGUGAGAACUGUUAAUGCUGAUCAUGACCUGACAAGUCCUGCUGACGGAAGAAUACUGCAUUAUGGGAUAUGUAAAAAUGGAAUAUUAGAACAAGUUAAAGGUGUGACAUAUUCUUUAAAAGGAUUCCUAGGACCUUUAACCUGGAGAGGAGAUAUUGACGAUGUAAAUAAUUUAUCUGAUGAAGAAUACCAUCAGAAACUGAAACUUAAACCUGGACAUGAACUUUACCAUUGUGUUGUAUAUCUAGCCCCUGGAGAUUAUCACAGGUUUCAUUCAGCCUCCGAUUGGAAAAUAAGUUAUAGGAGACAUUUUCCAGGAGAUCUACUAAGUGUAAGUCCAGGUAUAGCCAGAUGGAUUGAAGGCCUGUUUAAUUUUAAUGAGAGAGUUGUUUAUGCAGGGACAUGGAAACAUGGAUUUUUCAGCUAUACUGCUGUCGGAGCAACUAAUGUAGGAUCAAUUAGAAUAUAUUGUGAUGAGGAGCUUACAACGAACCACAGAGAUCACGGAGAUAGAAACAAUGUCCGUGAUGCCUAUAUAAUCGAGGGAACAGAGAUGGGAAAAUCAUUCCAGAAAGGAGACAUGUUUGGAGAAUUUAAUCUCGGGUCAACAAUUGUACUUAUUUUUGAAGCUCCAAGAAAUUUUGAAUUCAAAGUUCAGACAGGACAAAAAGUAUCAUAUGGACAACCGUUAGGAUUCAACAGACAUGUAGAUUUAUUAUGAUUGUUUUGACCAUUGACUAUGUUAACUGGAUCUGACCAACGAAGAAGUGCCUUUAUUUUAUAAUAAAUACACAUAAAUU